AGCAGCAUUCAGACUCUCAGUGCUACUCCAGCUGCUGCUCCAUCAUCCAGAGCUAGUGCUGCUUCAUCUGACUCCUACUCAACCAGCUCGGGAUUAUCUUCAUCUUUGCAGGAGGAGCGUUUGGAACAGCUUUGGACAACAGUUUUAUCUCCAAUUUCUGUGUUUUUUUCUUGGACAAAAGAAAAAUGCGUCUGAUCCAGAACAUGACGACCAUUGCGGAGUAUCCAACCCCGGAGUGCUCGGUGCCAAACCGGGUCAUUAAGAUGGCUGUGAUCGGAGGCAGUGGUGUGGGCAAAACAGCUCUGGUGGUGAGAUUCCUAACGAGGCGCUUCAUAGGAGACUAUGAGAGAAAUGCUGGUAAUCUGUACUCCAGAGAGGUCCAGGUGGAUGGAGAGCAGGUGACCAUCCAGGUUCAAGACACUCCUGGUGUGGAGAUGACUGAUAACAGCAUCAAUCUCCCCGAUCACGUGACCUGCUCCAUCCAGUGGGCGGAUGCCGUGGUACUGGUGUACUCCGUGACCGACCGCCGCAGCUUCGAUUUGAUCGAACAGCUGCACCAGCAGGUCGUUCGCACCGGCGGCGCCAACAUGCCCCCGGUGAUCCUGCUGGCCAACAAGGCGGACCUGCUGCACCUGAGGCGGGUGGACUCCCAGCAGGGCCCUCUGCUGGCGGGCACCCUGGGCUGCUCUUUCUACGAGGUAUCCGCCAGCGAGGACUACAGCCAGGUGCACAAGGCCUUCCACCGGCUGUGCUGCACGCUGGCCAAGCAGCAGCCGCCACCGGCCUCCAACAACUCUGCUGCCGGCACCGCCACGGAGAAGAGGCGCUCGCCACUCAUCCCAAGGCCGAAGUCGCCCAACAUGCAGGACCUGAAGAGGCGAUUCAAGCAAGCGCUGUCGGCCAAAGUCAGGACUGUGACCUCUGUGUGAGGAGGACGACGAAAACUGCUGAACGUGGUCCAGAGUGGCCAGAGAGAACGCAUCGGAAGAAUACGGAGAAGAUUUAACGCUUCUACGCUGAAGUCCUGGAUCAGUCUGGCUGUGAAAUGAGAAGUUUCUCAGAUGCUGAUGAGUCUUUACAGACCGCUCUGAGCAGCAGGUGUCUGUCCUGUCAGAUACCUGUGUGUGAGGAGGUUCAUCGUGUACUCAAGAGUGGAAAGGACACCUGAGGACAACAGGAGCAACUGUGUGAGACUCUAGACUAUAAAAUAAAAGACUAAAUGAAGCUGUCCUGGCAACAGCAGCGCUGGAGGACUGCUUAUUUUUAGCUGUGCCGCCCAUUGUGGCUUUUCUUUAUCCAGACAUGGCACCGCUACAUGCUGGUAUUAUUAUACCUGCCACUUUGAGCCGCAGCUCUGUGCAGCUGAGUGUGUGUGUGUUCAGUCUCCUGUAUGUCAGUACCUGCAGUAUAUGUUUGGAGCAUUCAUUGUGCAUGAUGAAUGGAGGACGAGGAGGAGGAGGAGGAGGAGGUUGUAGCGAGGCCGCAGACACAGUAUGUAGCGUGUGACGUUUAUUAUCACUGAUGCACUUUAUGAAAGAGGAACAAUCCAAAGCGCCUGUUGUUAUUUAUUUGUUACAAAUUCACCUUUUUGCUCACAAUAAAAAUGAUGAUGAAUUGAA
This is a messenger RNA of Sebastes umbrosus (honeycomb rockfish), 1619 nucleotides long. It is a transcript of the gene rasl11b, whose product is annotated as RAS-like, family 11, member B. NCBI's taxonomy places the organism in Eukaryota, Metazoa, Chordata, Actinopteri, Perciformes, Sebastidae. Gene Ontology annotation, molecular function: GTPase activity; GTP binding. The record is from RefSeq and is a predicted model, not a curated record. The transcript is spliced from 3 exons. Bases 186 to 929 code for a protein of 247 amino acids.